This is a messenger RNA of Lathyrus sativus (Indian pea), 456 nucleotides long. The record is from the annotation of a GenBank genome assembly. NCBI's taxonomy places the organism in Eukaryota, Viridiplantae, Streptophyta, Magnoliopsida, Fabales, Fabaceae.
AUGGCUUUCAAGAAGCAUAGUGCACUCAUUAUAUUGCUUUCUCUUCUUUCUUAUUCCAUAUUUUCUCAUGCUUGUGAAUCAUGCAAUCCAAAACCUAAGCCUACUCCUCCUCCUACUCCAUCAACAACACCUACCACUAGUACUCCACCUCCUUCAACAACAACGCCUACGGCUAGUCCUCCUACUCCUUCAACAUCACAAAAAUGUCCUAGUGACACUUUAAAGCUAGGUGUUUGUGCUAAUCUCCUUGGACUUGUUAAUGUUGUGGUUGGAAGUCCUGCUUCAAGCAAGUGUUGUGCAUUGAUUCAAGGUUUGGCUGAUUUGGAUGCAGCAAUUUGUCUUUGUACUGCAAUUAAGGCCAAUGUUCUUGGUAUCAACUUGAACGUUCCUGUCACACUCAGUCUCCUACUUAGUGCUUGUCAAAAAUCCAUUCCCUCUGGUUUCCAAUGUUCAUAG